This is a messenger RNA of Fonsecaea erecta, 714 nucleotides long. RefSeq lists its product as hypothetical. The record is from RefSeq and is a predicted model, not a curated record. The transcript has a single exon. Lineage: Eukaryota; Fungi; Ascomycota; Eurotiomycetes; Chaetothyriales; Herpotrichiellaceae. Bases 1 to 714 code for a protein of 237 amino acids.
AUGAAGUCGAGAAUAGCCUAUACCGCACUCUCUUUGUCCUCGUUACUGGCCAUGUCCGACGCCUGGCCGCUUUUCCCACUCUCGAUUGAGCGAAGAGCACCUGUCUCCUACUCGGUGGUCGCAGUGGGCGGCGCCACCAGCACAGCAGACGAUGCAUCGCCAACUGCAACAAUCACAGAUGCCGUCACCCGCACAACGACCGUGAUGGAGACACUGCUGUCCACCAUCGUUAUCACAGGGGCGGAAACACCCACAACGAUCGUCGUGACCGUUACCUCUCCAUCGCCCAUCACUAUCACCGAUUACUCGCCUGCAUCGACGACACCAACAUCUUCCUCCUCGUCGAGUCCACAAUAUCCCUCCGGCUCAUCACCCUCGAUAACACCCUCAGCCGCCAUAAUUACUGCGACAGAGACUCUCUCGCCAGUGACUGUCACCGUCACACAAUCUCCCCCUUCCACAAGACCGUAUGACGACGGGAUGUGGCACACAUACUAUUACUACACCGUCACGUCUGAAAGUUCCUCGAGCUGGACAACAACGACCACUGCCACUACUUCGGAAUCGAGUCCCCAGACAAGUUCGACCCCAAGCUUGUCCGCAACUUAUUCACUCACAACGUCCUUGAUAACGACAAUCGAGACUCCAGCCGCCAGUAGCACGCCUGUUUUUCCAUUCUGGGGCGGGCAUCUACCGAUCCCUACACCUCUAUGA